Hermetia illucens (black soldier fly) is the source of this 4194-nucleotide messenger RNA. RefSeq names its product inactive dipeptidyl peptidase 10. The transcript is spliced from 15 exons. Gene Ontology annotation, biological process: proteolysis. Gene Ontology annotation, molecular function: dipeptidyl-peptidase activity; serine-type peptidase activity. The record is from RefSeq and is a predicted model, not a curated record. NCBI's taxonomy places the organism in Eukaryota, Metazoa, Arthropoda, Insecta, Diptera, Stratiomyidae. The coding region runs from base 1395 to 4001 and encodes 868 amino acids.
UUCCAUCUCUGGGUGUCCGGGUUUUCGCAGAAUUGGCGUGAGCUUUCAGUCCCGGAUUGUCUGUUGCUGGGUUCUGUAGCCCAGCUACACUAUACGUAGCGUCGCGAUAUGAAAACGGUGACUGGUCUCUGCUUGCUCCUUACACUAUUAUAAUGCUCUUCUGAAGUGGGAAUAAUAAUAAUAACGGAGAUAGUGCGUUUACUAUUGUACUCCUUGAAAACAGUUUUGUGUUAUUUUCCGAAUUCUAAAAAAAUUUCGUGUUCCUCGCCCGGAGAAAAGUGAUUUGAAUAGUGCAGAGAAAAUCAAAAGAAAAUUACGUGAAAAGCUUUUUGUUUUUCAUCCUAGUGAAUUGUGCUGGUGGAAAUAGUGGCAAUCAGUGCUCUUCCUUCAACUGACUAUAAAGGGAUUAAUUUGUGUGAAUUCAAAUUCAAAUAUUUACAGUACUCCCUUCCCAACGCCCGAAGCGGUUGGCGUUACAUUUCGGAGUUUUUAAUAUCCCUGUCAGAGAAUCCUGCUGCAGAAGAAAAAUGCCUGAUUUGAAGUCGUUCCGAGACAUGGUGUUUGGUGGCGGUCAUCAUCUAUAAAGACUAAUACAGUCGGUAAUUCUAAAAAGUGUAUCUAUGUGAUAAUCAAGAGUCCUCAGUUACCUGCAAACGAAGACGUACAUUUGAUCCAUUGAUAAAUUAAAAGUUUUUUUUCGUGACACUUCAAAGAUGUUUUAUCAAUAUUUAUUUGAAAUGAAUUUCGUACUGUAAUGUAAUGGUAUGUAAGAGCGCAAGGAUCCUGUCUGGUUGAAUUCACCUUCGUUCUUAUAUUUACGUGUUUUUUUUUUGCACUUGCAGAACGAACAUGAAAAUGCUUUUUCACAGAAAUAUGAUCAACGGAAGGACCCUAUUUAUGUAAAUUUAUGGAAAGUGUCACGAUUUUCAAGCUUGCAUUGGAGCAAAGCGCAUACUUAUAGAGAAGACAGUAAAAAGGAACCGUGAAACGUGUUCCAGAUUUCAGAGUUAAUCAUCGCCAGUGCAGUAUCUUUUCAAAAAGGUACAUAGUUGGUUGUCGUGUGUUCAUGUAUUUCAACUGCAGUGGUUUGAGAUAAUAUGCAUGUGUAUCCAAAAAGGACGUGAUGAGUGCUGUCAGUGAGGAGUAUGCUUUCGUCGCUGUUUGAGAGAAGGAAAUCCAAAUAUUUAGAGAAAUCAAGUCAUACUGGAUUUGAAUGACUACUGACGAUCAUCCCCUAAAAAAUAAGCAAGCGUGGCGGGUAAAAUCCAGCAUAGUUGUCGCCAUAGUAGGGGUGGCGGCGGUGGCGGCAUUGGUGGUGGCAUACUAAAAGAAGAUAACGAUAUUGGGCCACCGCCUAGCUACAAUUCUGGCAUACCACCCCCGAUUAAAUUGAAAUGCACGCGAAUGUGCAUUCGGAUCGUGCAGGCAGCGGUGGCGGAAGUGGACCGUGGCGUUUACCACCAGAUGAAACGCUUCAAGUCGCCGAUCCGAAAUCGAAAACGGACGAAUUCUAUAUUAGUGAAGGACAUAACUGGCGUAGUAUAAUAUUUUCAUUGUUAGUUAUUGGAUUUGUUGUAGCCGGUAUUGUUACAGCCAUCUAUUUAUUGGGAUACGUUGACGAGUUGCUGUAUUGGUCAGGUCGUCGCAUGAUACUUGACGAAUAUUUGCAAGGUGAUUUGACACCGCAACGCCUUCAACCAACUUGGGUGACGAAAACCAAGUAUGUUUUUCAAUCAGACGAUGGUGGCCUCGCCGUUUUAGAUACUGCCACAGAUUCGGUUACAACACUUGUUACUAAUCACACAUUGCGACAAUUAAAUGUUAAAAGUUAUCAGUGUACAGUUGAUCUACGAUAUGUUCUCUUUAGGCAUAAUGUUAAAAAGGUUUUCCGUAAAUCUUUUACGGCAUUUUAUACAGUUUAUGACGUAACAAAUGAUCAUCAUAUGCCCGUACGGUUAAAGGACUCGCCCAAGGUACAAAGAACUCGCCUUCAAUGUGCGGCUUGGCUGGGAAAUACAUCCGCACUCGUUAUUGUAGCAGAUAACGACAUUUACUUGAGACAAUCGCCAGCAGAUGAAGAGGAUAUCCGCGUAACGAGCACAGGAUAUCAAAAUGUUAUCUAUAAUGGUGUGCCGGAUUGGUUGUAUCAAGAGGAAAUAUUCGCCGAACCGGAAGCGAUAUGGUCCUCCCCGGACGGUAGUCAUUUGAUGUAUGCAUCUUUUAACGAUAGCGAUGUUGGAAUGAUGACAUAUCCUUGGUUGGCUUCUGGAGCAAUUAUAGCAGCAGGUGGAGUGGGAACAGGCAGUUCGUUUCCCGAGACCCGAAACGUUAGGUACCCAACCCCCGGAACUGUUAAUCCAAAGGUUGAAUUGUGGGUGCUGGACAUUAGUAAUGUGAGUGAUAUACAGCGCAAUUUGGUCAGACCACCUCCUUCAUUAGAUGGACAGGAUUGCUACUUGACCUCCGUCAGUUGGGUCGGACAAGGUAACCAUCAAAUCUCCGCUGUUUACAUAACUAGGUCACAGAAUUACAGCAUUAUUUCAUCGUGCUUUGCACCGAAUUGGACUUGUGUCGAGACACAUUCUGAACGUGCACCCGAGGACGAAUGGCUAGAUAUUUUAGAGCAUCCAGUUUACUCACCGGACGGUGAUAGCUUUUUAAUUUUAGCGAGUAUCCAAGAAACCGGUACGGAGCAUUUUACCCAUAUCAAGCACGUGACGAUAACACAACAACGAAUAUCUGUUAUAUCACACGGACGAUACGAGCAAGUAGCUGUUAUAACGCAUGGCAGAAACCAGGUUCUGAGAAUUUUAGCUUGGGAUACUGUAAAUCACCUUGUCUAUUACUUGGGGACGCAAGAUAAGAGACCUGGACAACGACACCUGUAUGUAGUUAAAGACCCUGUAAACGACGAUGUAAGAAGUUCCGAGCCACAAUGUAUAACAUGUGAUCUAGGCGAAGUGUUAUGGAGUAGUCGUUACUAUUAUGUAAAUUGUACCCAUUUCGAUGCCUUUUUAACUCCAAUGUCUUCCAGAGCAACUGAUAUUGGUGUUGAAUUCUAUAUAUUAGAAUGUCAAGGUCCCGGUCUACCAUUGUCCGGGGUCCAUGCAACACAUAAUCAUCAAUUAGUACGAAUUUUAUAUGAUACCAGGCCUCAAUUGACGGAGCGACUGCAGCAAUUGGCGUUGCCUACAAGACGUUCCUUUGAAAUUCCUCUUCCGCAUGGCAGUCGAGCGCAAGUGCAGCUACUUCUGCCUCCAAGUUGGCGGGAAGAAUUGAGGGAUGCAGCGUAUCCUGUAUUGGUUGAAGUUAAUGGUCGUCCCGGGUCCGAAUCAGUUUCCGAUAAAUUCCAAAUCGACUGGGGAACAUACAUGUCGUCUCGUAACGAUGUUAUCUAUAUCCGUUUAGAUGUAAGGGGGGCUAAAGGCCAAAGUAAACAAGCGCUGUAUAGACGCCUAGGCGGAGUAGAAGUCCAGGAUCAAAUAGCCGUUUUGAAAUAUCUUCUGGAGACUUAUAGCUUCCUGGAUGAAACACGCGUUGGAAUAUGGGGUUGGGGCUAUGGAGGCUAUGUGACAGCUAUGGUGCUUGGGUCGCAGCAAAAUGUCUUUAAGUGUGGUAUUUCUGUAUCACCAAUUGCUGAUUGGUUAUUCUACAAUUCGGCUUUCACGGAACGGAUUCUUGGUUUGCCUGGUGAAAACUACAAAGGAUAUGUGGAAGCGGAUGCAACGCAACGAGCGCGGCAUAUACCAUCGUAUUCAUACUUCCUUUUGCAUGGUCUAGCUGAUUCGUCGGCUCCCUACAUCCACGGAAUCCAACUCGCCAGGUCACUCACCGAUUCUGGCAUUUUGUUUCGAUAUCAAACAUAUGCUGAUGAGGGUCAUGACCUGAAUGGUGUGCUAGAGCAUGUUUACCGUUCAAUGGAGAAUUUUCUUACGCCUUGUUUAAGUUUGGAUUCCGACGAAAUGAGCCACGAUGAAACAACACACAUACCAACCGACUAGCUGUGAAAUUUAGUUUAUAACAGUAUUCUAUAAUUGAUAGUUUGUUUUAUAAAACGUAAUAUUAGUUGACAUCUUAAAUGAAUAACAAACAUUUAACGGAACAUAGGGGAAAAAUAAGAAAUACGUCAUUAAGAGAAACAUGUUAACAAAAAGUGCUUUAAAUUAAAUAAUUCAAGAGAAAAAUAUUAACGUA